Triplophysa dalaica is the source of this 6739-nucleotide messenger RNA. Its product is annotated as zinc finger protein 518A. NCBI's taxonomy places the organism in Eukaryota, Metazoa, Chordata, Actinopteri, Cypriniformes, Nemacheilidae. Gene Ontology annotation, molecular function: RNA polymerase II transcription regulatory region sequence-specific DNA binding; DNA-binding transcription factor activity, RNA polymerase II-specific. The record is from RefSeq and is a predicted model, not a curated record. Gene Ontology annotation, biological process: regulation of transcription by RNA polymerase II. Gene Ontology annotation, cellular component: nucleus. The transcript is spliced from 2 exons. The coding region runs from base 275 to 4627 and encodes 1450 amino acids.
GAUCUUAAUUUACUUUAUAUAAAUUAAUCGGAAUUAAAUCAAUAAUUAUAAGGAGUAACGUCUUAAUUCGGUGAGAUAAUUUACUUUGUCAGAAAAUAAGAAUUAUAUGUUGGUAAAGCCAAGCUAAUGAGCCUUUGCAGGUAAUCCAUAUUCAUCCGCUCCGAGUUCCUGCCUCACGCGCAGCGAGGCGAGCGGAACCCGGAUGGAACUGUCAUGGCUGCCGUCACCGACCUGCCAGUCUAAAGAGAAAAAAGAGGAUAUUUUAUUCUAAAGCAUGGAGGUUGACCUGACAGCAUCAGAUGAUCCCCCUGAAAGCCAUGACCAGAAUCAGGAUGAUGACAUGUCACUGGAACACAUUCUGCCUCUUGAGUUGGCACAUCAGCUUCCCGAGACAGGCUCUUACAAUGAGCAUGCUGACCAAGAUGAAACAGUCCCUGAGGAGUCAGGUACCGCUCAUCUUCACGCAGACAGCAAAGCUCCUGGAAAGUCUCAGUGUAAAAUGCAACAAGGUGCCAUAUUCUCUGGAAAAAUUCUCAGUUUCUGUUGCUCUGAAUGCAAAGACGACGCCCAUUACAGCCCUAAUGACUUGCUGAAACAUUUUCAAGGUGCUCACAUAGGGACCCUUCCGACGUAUCCAUGCGAUCUUUGCUCAUUCGUCACCAACGAGUUCUCUUCCCUUCAGCGGCAUCGCAUCGGACAUCGAAACACUUUAGUCACAUGCGAGAUCUGCAACGACGGGGUGCAGUAUUCGCUUCUAUGGCUCACCAGGCACUACACCAACUGCCACAGCCUUAACGGACAUUUUUCCUGCAAAAAGUGUGAGUUUUCAACCAGAGAUGCAGGCACCUUCGUUCAACACAUUCAUCACCACAACGAACGAAAUCACAAGUGUGUAAAAUCGGCACAUGUGAGCCAAAUGCAAGGAGAGCUUCAGAGGCACAACCUGGUGCAUUCCGCGCAGAAUUCAUUUCCGUUCUCUUGUCAACUUUGUGGCUACAGUGCAGCACGUAGAGAGUACCUUAGCAAGCAUAUUACUGUGGCACAUGGCGAUGAGGUGGAUAGAACAAACAAGUGGAAAGCAAAUGAGGACAAUUCUGUCGUGAAUUCAUCUGGACUAAAAUUGUUGCUCAAAAAGACACCUCCAGGUGCGGCCAGAGAAUCGCAGUGGAUGUCAAAACUAAACUCUCUCCCUGGCGUUGGCUUGCUUGAUCAUAACGGCAGAUUGUUUAAUCCUGAAAAAACCUUGGAGGAGACCCAACAGUUCCUUGAAAGAGCCGUUGGGGUUACAAAAGAGAGUAAUAAAUGGACAAAGUCUCCCCUUAAAAGUGAGCCACAGGGUUUGCACGCCAUUUCAUCAUCAACACCACAGCCAAAGUUACAGGAACAUGAGAACAGUCCCGCGAGAGAACUUCUGAAUCCAAACAACAGUAACGGACUGACUGUUCUUAUGGUGAAAAAUAAAAUUUCUAUUCCACCCAACUGCACCACUAAAGUAAUGGGCUUUAAGAUGGUAGAUGGUAAAAAACACUUGGUUCUAAAAGUCAUACCAGCAAAACAGGAGGAGUCCAUUGAAAAUGUGAGUUGUGAUGCACACACUGGUGUAGAUGAAGAUAAAACAACCAGUACUCCCAGCUCUUCGUUCUCAUCAACAACAGGAUCUCUCAUCAGUUUAGAGUCUGGAGAGUCAAAUGAGACUGGUGCUAAAAAGCUUCUGAAUUCUUCAGUAAAGGAAGAGUCACUAGAAUGUGAAAAUCAAACUGGCAACCAUCUCUCCUUUAUAGAGGUGCACAAAGUAAGCGUUAAGAAGGAAAAUAAAGCCCCUCCUGCCUCCGUGAAUGUUGACACACUUUCUACAGCAUCAAAAAAUCUUACAGUUUCCCUUUGUCACAGCACUCAAUCCAAUGGGAGGUCAUCACCUCAUGAGGAGUCUUUCUGUUCACGUGUAAGAGGCGCUAUUGAUAGCCAGUUAGUAAAUCCACUUUCCGAGAUACCUCGGAAAGUGGAUUUACUAGUGGAUUCGCUAACGACUGAAACAGAAUCCUCUAAAGAUAAAACGGUAGGGUCAGCUUCAGUCCCUGAUGAACCCUCUGUAUCACAAUUGCCUGAUGAUAAAAUUUCUAAUGCGAUUUCCCAUGCAAAUUCGGACCAUGAAAUGACUGUUGAUGAUAAACCUACAAGCACCAAUAUCCAGCAAUCAAAAAUAAGUGCUGGUAAGAUGUCAGAGGAAUCGCUUAUCCAGAAAAUAAAUAAAUAUCAGUCAUGUAAAAAUAAUGUGGAGGAAAAUGACUGUGUUAAAAUUCCCAUAGAGAGCACAGGUUGUGAUUUGUUGGCUAAAGACGGGCAGGAUUCGGAUAUCGAUAAAGUUCACAUCUUAAAUGAGACGACUGCUGUUAAGACAUUUUCUUUAGCUGGAGAGAACAUUAAGUUUCCAACAAAUUUAAGAUAUGCCUCAAAUCAGUCCUCCGACGUUAAUAAAAAUUUGUCAAAUUGUAGCCUGUCUAAAAUGAGUAGAGGUGAUGCCAAAGAUUGCAGUGCAGAGGUCGAAAAUAACUCCCUAAAUUCUCCAAGUCAAGAGGUCUUCAGUUUUCACAAUUAUUCUAAAGACACCUCAGGCAGCUCGCCUGAGUCACUGCAACCUGAAGAAGAUUCACCACAUAUGUUAGAAGAUGAGGAGUGUGAGGAUGAUUUUGGCGAUUGGAGCUUAACCCUUCCUGCAUCUCCUCUUCCAAACGAAAAAUUGGAAGAAGUUGAAAGUAGCAGACAGGGAGGUGCUAACGACGGCGUUGCCAAAAGCGGAGAGAAAGAGUUAGAACGUGUGUCAGAUAGUGAUAUCGAGGUUGAUGAGUGCAUAGCUACUGUUGACGAUGCGCUAGUUCCUGUGCUUCCUGAGGAAAAAGAAAUAGAUUUUUCUGUGUCAGACACGAAACAAGAAGACUGCACCCUCGUGGGCGAUAAAGCACCUGCAAAUUUGAACAGCGCUGCUGUUUUGGGCAAGAUACUUGAAAAGCACUCGGAUGCCAUCAUCAGUCAGCAACUUGAAAAGGAAAGAAUGACUAAUUCAGCACAUGAAUCUGUUAAGCCAACCAAAACCACACUUAGGAUCCUGCAGACACCUGAAGGAAAACAGCAGAUGUUUCUUCAAACAUCGGAGACUCCGUAUGCCGUGCCGGUUCAGCUUAAAAGUGGCGCCGGGUUUAAAUUGAUCACCAAGUCCUGUUCUCCUAAAAUAAACGUUUCAUAUGUACCUGGGAUCGAAACACCCAAUAGGACCACCGGAGUAGCUCUCACGUUAAAUGGAGGGAGGAUUGGAAUGGCUGCACAUAAUUCAAGCUUGGAAGCCAAAGGUCAAACAUCCGCCAACGUUGGAAAUCGUUUCCUCGUCAACGCUGCUUCUCUUAAAGGACCUAUUCUGUUAUCAGGUGCUGUCAAGUCUUCAUCAGAAGACCAGGUGAACAACACGCAACAGACUUGUUAUUUAGUUCAGAGACCGGUUCCUGUCACCCCGGAGUCUGGUGAAAGUUCCAAGACUGUUCUAUCAACCCGUCCUGUAUUGGCCAUGCCCGUGAAAGCAGCAGAUAAAAGCAGCUCCUUGCAAAUUGGGAGACAAGCUUACUUGGUGAGAUACAUUUCUCCAGCUAAGUCAGGUGUGCUUUUGAGUAACUCUGAUGGGAAAGCGCCGAACCAGAGCAACCAAGGAAACGAGGGCGGCAAGCAAAGAGUUUUCCUCAAGAUUGUAAGAGGUCCAAACGGCACCAGAUUUCUCACCACAGCUCCAUACGCCGCAGGCAAGAAACCUGUAUACCUUGCCACUAGCUCUUUACAGUCGCCUUGCUUGCUGAUGUCCUCCCAUAAUUCUUUUACCAACGCAUCAACAGGCCUGACGUCUAAUUCCCAAGGUCUCAAACUCAUCCCAGCACAGAUGAAACAUGUUGUAUCCCAAUCAAAUGUUCAAAGCAGAGGUUAUCAUAAUGUAGCAUUACAAAAAGCGGCACUCAUUCCCAGUCCCACCCGUCCACAAAGGAAGAGGAGGAAAAAGACUUUGUUCGAGGAUUUUACAGAGCGUGCUCCUAAAACUAGGAGAAUCUCUAACAAGUCGGCGGCCGAGAAAGAUGCUACCUCAAUUUGGGAGCCGGCCGGGAAAGACGUGGAGAGAACGCUGAGGCUCUGUCCCUUUAGUCCACUUCAAGAAAUCAAAUAUCCCCGUCGAAACCAGCCUGUGGUUGUGCUGAACCACCCUGAUGCAGACAUCCCUGAGGUCACCAGCAUCAUGAGGUCAGUGAACAAGUACAAAGGAGAGGUUCAUAAAGUGGCGUUAUCACAAAGCACAGUUGAAGCCCUUUCUGAGCUGAGCCAACUUUCAAAGCAGUAUGCUUCCAGCAGCAACGCCGGUGCGAGACCAAGGCCGGCAGGACGCACCGUUGCGGAGAGAUUCAUUUUGAAACUUAAGUUAAAAAAGACAAGCAGAAAUAAGUAUGAGGUUGUGAGGUCCUCAUCUGCCGGCUUGGAGCAGCAGUCGACAUUUUGUUGCUGGUUUUGUGGUCGAGUCUUCAGCAACCAAGAGGACUGGAUCGGCCAUGGUCAACGGCAUCUUAUGGAAGCGACAAGAGACUGGAAUAAACUGUUCUAAUGCACCUACAGAGCCCCUGGAAUGGGCUUAAAUGCCAUCCUUCAUUGUAGAAUACCGCUUUUAUUAUCCUUUCCUUUUUUAAUAUUACCGUAAGAUACAGUAAACCUGUCAAUAUUAUUUUCCAUAGAUUUUCUCCAGAAGCUUUUAAAGGGUAUAGUGUAAUAGAGGAGAGUUUGGUACCUGCAAGCAGUUCGUAUGUAAAUAAUUUUAACCCUUGUAUAUUUAAAUGGAAACUUUUGAGUAUGUAUAGAACGGAACUGUGAAAACUGGACACACUGUAUGUUUUUUUUGGUGCACGCAGAAAGAUCACUGGUAUGAAAAGAAGGUGCUGUCUCUUAUAGACCUCUUUUAACGCAGACAAUUGAACAGAUUUCUCAGGUAAUUCCAUAAUCUUUGAAAGAAUGGUCCAUAAAGAAUUGUCUUCAAUAUGAAGCUGUGAUUGAUUGUAGAUGCAUAUGUCAUACCUACAUUGUAAAAGGUCACGGAAUCUAUUGAACACGUUUUGAUUUCCCAUUAAUGUCUUUGGAUGUAGAAUUGUUCAGAAUGAAUGGACGUAAAAGAUUUGGGAAUUAUGACAAACAUGACUAAAAACGAACCAACCGGUUCCUGUGGAAGCCACCCUCUUAAAACUAUUACUUGUCCUUUGAGGUGGUCUGCCAAUAUUACGCUGUUUUUAAAAGUUCUCAUGUUGUUUCUUUAGGUCGGAUUUUUGCUUUCCUGGUGCCAUGCACCUACCGUCAUUACAUCAACAAAGACCCCUGGUCAUUUUAGUAGCAAUAAUGGACUUUAUAAUAAGUGCAAAAAAGUUCUCUGUAAUCAUUGUUCUGUGGCCACACCUGUUAGUUAUCACUUUAGUUCAGUUGUUUUCUCCUUGUCUCUCCUAUUUUCAAAUGAAGAAAUGCACCUGUAUGUGUAUGAUUAUGCUUUACUUAAACAUUUAACAGGGUUAAUUGAGAUGUAAGCCAACAAACCUCGAAUAUCCAACCAAACACUAACUGUAUUUUCAUUUUCUGUGAUACUUGAGUGCCUCGUUCUGCCUCAAAGUUUUGAAAGGGGGUCUUUUUCUUUUCAUGGUUAAAUCCAGAUUUGUAAGAUUCUUGUGUGCUUAGUGGAGUUCAAAGGUUAAAUUGUGACCAUUCUUUGGUAGAGUUCAUUGGUUUUUGUUUUUGAUUGAUUUGCUCAACAUUUAUAUUAAAAGUUGUGAUUCAUUCGGAGACUCCCCAAACCAGGAUGUUCUGAUACAUUUUUGUUAUCGGUAGCACCAAUAUCAAGUUCUCAGUCGCACCAUGUGACAGAAAUAAUCCAUAAAACAGCCGGCUAAAGCAUUACUUAAUUUCCUUAAGGUAAUUUCAAUUAUUGGUUUUGAGAAACCGAUCAACCCAAUUUAUUUUCCUGUGUUGAUUCUGGAUAGACUACUCAUAAGUAAUCUGAUCUGCUACAUUUUCAUUUAUUUGUUUAGCAGACUACACUAUAAUCUCUUUUAGAUCUUAAUUUUAGGAGAGAUGUUUUAAUAUGUUGGUCAGUAAAUCUUAAUCCACGGUGCUUGAUAGUGUCGAAGCUUUGAUGGCAGAGAGGUAAUAAUCCGUCCUUCAUUUCAUAGUGUUCAGUGUUUUUAUAGUUGUAGAAUGUAUCGGUGGUCAUUCCCUAAAGCUUUGGUUUCCUGUUUGGACAGUUAAUGUUGCAGUUGGUUACAUGAGAACUUUGUGUUGUUGGACUAGAAAAUUUUUACUUCGUUUUAUUAAUGUUCACUGUCUCUCACCAUCUUUGUAACACGACAAUCACUGUUAUACAAGUGAAAUUGUGGAAUUGUUUAUGCAAACCAUAACAGUUGACUAAUAGCUCAAUGGUCCAGCGUGAAACUAGUAAUGUGUUAUGCCUUGAAGGAGCAAAAAUAGUCUUCACUCAGUCACCUGUCAACCAAAUAAUGUUUGUCCCGAGUCAAAAAAAGUGUUUCCUUCUGGCUGUAAUGCCCAUGUCACAGGUUUUAUUGGAUCUGAGAGACAAGUUUAUUUUUUUAUGCUAAGUGCCUAAAAUGUGAUGCACCAGGUUCACACUAUAUUGUACUGUAUUUACCUCCUUGCAGAUCCUUCUUUAAUAAAUGUAAAUAUCUUU